Molecule: messenger RNA, 567 nt
Organism: Dentiscutata erythropus
Lineage: Eukaryota; Fungi; Glomeromycota; Glomeromycetes; Diversisporales; Gigasporaceae
Source: the annotation of a GenBank genome assembly
AUGCCCCUUGCGGUGAUCGUCACCGCUAUUAAAUAUUAUGCCCUUGCGGUGAUUGUUACUGCUAUUAUAUAUUAUACUGCAUUUAAUCGAUCAUUGUUUUACGUUAUUGUUUAUAUGCGGGGGUUUCAAAACAAUACUUCUUUCACAGAGUAUAGUGAUAGAGAUAACUUGGCUGCUAUCUGGGCAGGUACGAACAACCAACAAAUUUAUAGUCAUGAAGACCUUUGGAUGGGUAUAAAUGUUGCAAACAACCAACAAACCUACAAUCGGGAUGACCUUAUAAGCAUGAAUACCAUUUAUAACAAUAUAAUUGCUAGAACAAAUCACUCAAAUACCAUUUUAGACAACUUUUUAAUAAUUGAAGGAAACCACAUAAAUGCUAUUCAAGGUGAUUUAGAUAACCUUACAAAUGUUGGCGAAGAUUACUUAGCUGCUAAUUAUAAUGAUCCUAUAGAUAGUCUAGCUGCUACUUACGAUGAUCCUAUAGAUAGUCUAGCUGCUACUUACGAUGAUCCUAUAAAUAUUGAACGUCUAACUACUAUUUACAAUGAUUCUAUAAAUAUUUAA